Messenger RNA from Vicia faba (fava bean), 810 nucleotides. NCBI's taxonomy places the organism in Eukaryota, Viridiplantae, Streptophyta, Magnoliopsida, Fabales, Fabaceae. The record is from the annotation of a GenBank genome assembly.
AUGAAGGACGUUUUUUCUGAAGAGAAGAAAACCAAAGGCGACUCUUCCAAAGGAGUAGGCAGUGAUGUUCAAUAUUCUACUAGUGAGAAGUCUCCUAGCCCAGAAAACGGAUCAUUGUUGAAUGAUAAACAAACUGAAGAAAUGAGAGCACUUUUUUCAACUGCUGAAAGUGCUAUGGAGGCUUGGACAAUGCUGGCGACUUCACUAGGUCAUCCUAGUUUCAUUAAGUCUGAGUUCGAAAAGAUAUGUUUCUUGGAUAAUGCAUCAACUGACACACAGGUUGCAGUUUGGCGUGAUUCUGUGCGAAGAAGGUUAGUGAUUGCAUUUAGGGGAACAGAACAGACAGCAUGGAAGGACUUAGUAACGGAUCUAAUGCUUGUUCCAGCCGGGCGAGGAGCAAUUUCUAUCACUAUGUAUAAUUUUGGUUCUCCCAGGGUUGGUAACCAAAGAUUUGCAGAGGUUUACAAUGAGAAAGUUAAAGAUAGCUGGCGAGUUGUGAAUCAUAGAGAUAUCAUUCCUACAAUACCCCGGUUAAUGGGUUAUUGUCAUGUCAAUCAACCUUUGUUUCUUGCUGCGGGAGUUCCAACAAUUUCCCAAGAGAAUACAGAUAUUUUAGGAGAUGGUUAUGAAGGUGAUGUUCUUGGGGAAUCCACACCCGAUAUUAUAGUCAACGAAUUUAUAAAAGGUGAAAUGGAACUUAUUGAGAAGUUGUUACAAACUGAAAUUAAUAUAUUCCGCUCAAUCAAAGAUGGAAGUGCUUACAUGCAGCAUAUGGAGGAUUUCUAUUACAUCACGUUACUAGAGGUAUGA